This is a messenger RNA of Melanotaenia boesemani (Boeseman's rainbowfish), 2196 nucleotides long. RefSeq names its product FGGY carbohydrate kinase domain-containing protein-like. The record is from RefSeq and is a predicted model, not a curated record. Bases 154 to 1806 code for a protein of 550 amino acids. The transcript has 16 exons. Gene Ontology annotation, biological process: carbohydrate metabolic process. NCBI's taxonomy places the organism in Eukaryota, Metazoa, Chordata, Actinopteri, Atheriniformes, Melanotaeniidae. Gene Ontology annotation, molecular function: kinase activity; phosphotransferase activity, alcohol group as acceptor.
GUCGCUUUCGCGUUCCGUCUAUAGUCUCAACAAGGCGAAGUUCUGUGCUCAGAAUCUUAAAUCACUGAACGUGAGUGCUUUCUGAACUGUUAUGACAUUUUAAUCACGGGUUCGGGCUGGUUAAUAAUCGACCAGCUCCCCCUCUGCCUCCUCAUGGCAGAGCUCUACUAUGUUGGGGUGGACGUGGGGACAGCCAGUGUGCGGGCUGCACUGGUCACCAAAGAGGGUCUGUUGAGGAGCACUGCAGAGGAGCCCAUCAGCAUCUGGGAGCCCCAGUGUGACCACUACGUCCAGUCCUCCGCUGAGAUAUGGCUGAAAUGCUGCACAGUUGUCAAGAGAGUAACCCGUGGUGUGCAGAUGACCCAGGUUCGGGGGGUUGGCUUUGAUGCCACCUGCUCUCUUGUGGUUUUGGACCAAAGCUUCCAGCCUGUGCCAGUCAGUGAGGAUGGUGACACAGAGAAAAACGUGGUGAUGUGGAUGGACCAUCGAGCUGCAGAACAAGCUGCUCGUAUAACAAACUCUGGCCACACAGUCCUGAGCAGGGUAGGAGGGGUCAUGUCACCAGAGAUGCAACCCCCUAAGCUUCUCUGGUUAAAAGAGAAUUUAAAGGAAAGCUGUUGGGACAAAGCCGCCCAUUUUUUUGACCUACCUGACUUCUUGUCUUGGAAGGCAACAGGCUCAUUAACAAGGUCUUUAUGCACUCUGGUGUGUAAAUGGACAUACUGUCCUCCUGAAGGAUGGGAUGGCAGCUUUUGGACUAGUAUUGGACUGGAGGACCUUCUAAAUAACAACUUCUCCAAAAUAGGUAGUGUGACGUGCUCGCCAGGAAGUCCGUUGGGCGACGGUCUGACUCCGGAGGCUGCAGCAGAUUUGGGUUUGAACCCAGGAACAGCAGUUGGUGCUUCUCUCAUUGAUGCUCACGCUGGAGGCUUAGGUGUCAUAGGAGCUGAUGUGAAAGGCUUCCACUUGCCCUGUGAGCAUCAACCAAUCACGUCGCGCAUGGCGAUGAUCUGCGGGACGUCAUCUUGUCACAUGGCGAUCAGUGAGCAGCCUCUGUUUGUGCCCGGAGUGUGGGGACCCUACCUGUCUGCCAUGGUGCCUGGCAUGUGGCUCAACGAGGGAGGACAGAGUGCCACAGGAAGGCUGAUUGAACACGUAGUGAAGGGUCACGCUGCGUACACCCAGCUCCAGGAACAGGCUCAGCAGAGUGUUCCCUUUACAGGUGAGAACAUCUACAGCUACCUGAACAGCCACUUGAGCUUGAUGGCGAACUCUGGUUCUGCUGUUGAUCUGCUGGGAUCCAGUCUGCACGUUUGGCCGGACUUCCAUGGGAACAGGUCGCCACUCGCCGACCCCAGUUUGAAAGGCAUGGUGAUUGGACUGUCUCUCUCUCAAACCUUGGAUGACUUGGCCCUCCUCUAUUUAGCCACCAUCCAAGCCCUUGCACUUGGCACACUUCAUAUUCUAGAGGCCAUGAAAGGAGCAGGACAUGACAUCAGAACCCUCUUCCUGUGUGGAGGGUUGAGCAAAAACACCUUGUUUGUGCAGAUUCACGCUAAUGCAACAGGACUGCCUGUAGUGUUGCCAGAUCAGAUGGAGGCAGUUUUAGUGGGAGCAGCAGUCCUGGGUGCAUGUGCAUCACAGGACUACAGCACCAUACAGGAGGCCAUGAAGAAAAUGGCUAAAGUAGGAAGAGUUGUUCAGCCUGAGCGUGAACUGGAGAGCUUCUAUGAGAAAAAGUACAAGGUGUUCCUGCAGCUGUUCUCCCACCAGAGGGAGUACCAGGCCCUCAUGAGCCAGAGAUGACGGAGCUGGUGGAGGUGCUACGUGGCUGAUGACAAACCUACAUACUGACAACUAGAGCAAACGUCUUACCUAUCUGCUUGUCUUCUGUUAAAAAAAAUUCUCAAUACCCCGAAGGGAAACCACUUCCAGUGGCUGAGUAUUUGUCAUGUAGUUUGGUUGGUUCUUAAUUGUUUGGUUGCAAAGUAAAGAUGAGAUUUACAGCAUUUUAAACCAGCAGGCGGAUGCCUAUAGACAAGAUCUCUUUGGGGUCUUUUGGACUUACAGAUUCAAUAUUGCCGAACUGAAUAGGAACCAAUGUGUUUAUAAAUAGGUAUUGCCGCUAAGCUCCCUUUAAAGUCAAAUAUCAUCUUCAAACGCAUUCCUAAUAAAUAAUUCUUUAAAAAAAAUGUG